AUGCUGCCCUGGACGACUUUUGUUGUCGCACUUUUCAUCUGCGCCAUCCACACUGAUGCUGGUCGGAAUAAAGCUCUGUUUCCGCCCAAAAGCAGGAUAAGAAGAGGAACAGCCUCCUCUUUCAUCCACUCAUUCGAGGACGUCCAUCUGCUUUUUGAGAUACUUCUGACUGGUGUCCACUUUGAUGCAGAGGAGCUGUCAGUGAGCGACGCCGAGUUAGCUUCGAUGCGAAAAACACAAAAACUGGAGGUGAUCUGCGUAGACUUUAUUCCGAGGAAGGCGACAGAGAUAUUUCGCCUUCUCGCCAAUCUGACGCAGCGCCGAGGCCGCCUACAGCAGGAAGACUUUGAACGGACCUUGCUGACGCUGGUGUACACGGCUCAGAUGAUGGCUGGCUCCACAGCGACUCAUCAACGCGGAGUUUGGGCCCAUACCUUUGUGGGUCUGUACCGAACCAUUAAGCAGGAUCUGACGGACAGUAAAUAA
Messenger RNA from Synchiropus splendidus (mandarinfish), 486 nucleotides. RefSeq names its product protein FAM180A-like. Lineage: Eukaryota; Metazoa; Chordata; Actinopteri; Syngnathiformes; Callionymidae. Bases 1 to 486 code for a protein of 161 amino acids. The transcript is spliced from 3 exons. The record is from RefSeq and is a predicted model, not a curated record.